Messenger RNA from Lynx canadensis (Canada lynx), 948 nucleotides. RefSeq names its product olfactory receptor 6C1-like. Gene Ontology annotation, biological process: G protein-coupled receptor signaling pathway. The record is from RefSeq and is a predicted model, not a curated record. Gene Ontology annotation, cellular component: membrane. Gene Ontology annotation, molecular function: olfactory receptor activity; G protein-coupled receptor activity. The transcript has a single exon. Bases 1 to 948 code for a protein of 315 amino acids. Lineage: Eukaryota; Metazoa; Chordata; Mammalia; Carnivora; Felidae.
AUGAGAAACCACACAGAAAUAACAGAGUUUAUCCUCCUGGGAUUGUCAGAUGACCCACAGCUUCAGGUGGUGAUCUUUGUCUCUCUGCUCAUCACCUACAUGCUCAGCAUCACUGGCAACCUGACCAUUAUCACCCUUACCCUGCUGGAUUCCCACCUCCAGACCCCCAUGUAUUUCUUCCUCAGAAACUUCUCCUUAUUAGAGGUUUCAUUCACAACUGUCAGCAUACCCAAGUUCCUGGGCACUAUGAUUACAGGAGAUAAAACCAUUUCCUUUAAUGGUUGUAUGAUUCAGUUAUUUUUUUUCAUUCUCUUGGGAGUCACUGAAUUUUACCUUCUGGCCGCCAUGUCCUAUGACCGUUACAUUGCCAUCUGCAAACCUCUCCAUUACACGACCAUCAUGAAUCACAGAGUCUGCAUACUCCUGGUCUUUGCUUCAUGGCUGGCUUCAUUCUUAAUCAUAUUCCCGUCACUUAUGCUGUUCAUACAACUUGAUUACUGUAAGUCCAAUGUUAUAGACCAUUUUACCUGUGAUUAUUUCCCCUUACUACACCUUUCUUGUUCAGACACAAAAUUCCUAGAGAUAGUGGGUUUUUCCUGCGCUGUGUUUACUCUAAUGUUCACUUUGGCGUUAAUAGUUCUGUCCUAUAUAUAUAUCAUCAGAACAAUUUUGAGGAUUCCUUCUGCUAGUCAGAGGACAAAGGCCUUUUCCACCUGUUCUUCCCACAUGAUCGUCAUCUCCAUCUCCUAUGGCAGCUGCAUUUUCAUGUAUAUUAAUCCAUCAGCAAAAGACAGAGUGUCUCUGAGCAAGGGAGUUGCUGUGCUAAACACCUCAGUGGCCCCCAUGCUGAACCCCUUUAUUUACAGCCUAAGGAAUCAACAAGUCAGGCAAGCCUUCAUGGACAGGGCAAGAAAGAUUGUAUCUUUCUCAAAAAAAAUGAAGAAAUAA